Messenger RNA from Lachancea fermentati, 894 nucleotides. NCBI's taxonomy places the organism in Eukaryota, Fungi, Ascomycota, Saccharomycetes, Saccharomycetales, Saccharomycetaceae. The record is from the annotation of a GenBank genome assembly.
AUGAGUCACACCGUUACACAGCAGGAAGUUACGAGGAAAGACAAGAGGAGACAUAAUAUCGAGGCAAAGGUUGCCAAAAUCACGCAUAACUUUGCAAUCGACAAAGAUGUGUACUACCGUAACCGCCUAACGUCAUUGCAAACCACACUUACGACACUUCAUCAGGGCAAUAGCGUAGAGUUUAUUCGCAGACUGCGUGAUCUAGAAGAAGAAAGGGAUCUGGAAUUGGUAAGGCUUCGUCUGUUUGAAGAAUAUCGGGUAAAUAGAUCCCGAAUCGAGUUCCAGGAGGACAUCGAGAAGACCCGAGAGGAGCAUGAGAAGAUAAUCAAACUUUGUAAAGAAAGGCUGUAUGAGUCUCUCGAGCGCAAGAUGAAGAAAUUACAGGAGGAGCGGCUCUUGAUGGACGUUGCAAAUGUGCAUUCCUACUCUAUGGACUACUCUCGGGCCAAGUUUCAGAAGAACACUCGAAGUGCAACUGCGACCGCGUGGGACUCCUCUCCAAACGAGUUUGCGAAGGACUUCUCGGCUACUGAGAGUGCAACUGAUACCGGAACUGAGAGGAGGUCGUUGCGCCGAAGACUAGCAACUACUGUUGCGUCGCGCGCCGUCAGUGACGAUCACGACGUUCAAUCCACCAAGGAAUCAUCCGUUGCUGCAGGUUACACUAGUGCUCAAUCGGAUUCGGAGUUUCUACAAGGUAUUAGCGACUCCACUGAUCUACAAGCGCUGCUUUUUGGUGAAAAAGAGCCCGAAAAGAAGAAAACCAGAUCAACGCAACGGUAUUCCACAAAGGCUGCGCCGCCGCUUCCCUCCCUCAAACCUGAAGAGGUAACAGAAGAUAUAGCACUGAUAAGAUCUAUAACCGGUCAACCGCCCGCUCCAUUCAAGGUUUAA